Molecule: messenger RNA, 1166 nt
Organism: Neomonachus schauinslandi (Hawaiian monk seal)
Lineage: Eukaryota; Metazoa; Chordata; Mammalia; Carnivora; Phocidae
Gene: AGMAT
Product: agmatinase
Exons: 4
Coding region: 32-529 (165 amino acids)
Molecular function (GO): metal ion binding; agmatinase activity
Source: RefSeq, a predicted model, not a curated record
CCCCGUGGGGCUGCUGCAUGUGGACGCUCACAUGGACACGGCUGACAAGGCCCUCGGAGAGAAGCUCUAUCACGGGACGCCCUUCCGCCGCUGCGUGGACGAGGGUCUCCUGGACUGUAAGCGCGUGGUGCAGAUCGGCAUCCGGGGCUCCGCCAUGACCUUGGAUCCCUACAGAUACAGCCGGAGCCAGGGCUUCCGGGUGGUCCCGGCUGAAGACUGCUGGAUGAAGUCCCUGGUUCCUCUGAUGGGGGAGGUGAGGCAGCAGGUGGGCGGCAGACCCAUUUAUAUCAGCUUUGACAUCGACGGCUUGGAUCCUGCCUAUGCCCCAGGGACAGGCACCCCUGAAACUGCCGGGCUCACCCCUAGUCAGGCGCUGGAAAUCAUCCGGGGUUGUCAAGGCCUGAACGUGGUGGGUUGUGAUCUUGUGGAAGUUUCGCCGCCCUACGAUCCUUUUGGAAACACGGCCCUUCUGGCGGCUAACCUGCUGUUUGAGAUGCUGUGUGCUCUCCCCAAAGUGACGGUCGUCUGAACCUUGUGCUCUCCCCAAAGUGACGGUCAUCUGAACCUUGUGCUCUCCCCAAAGUGACGGUCGUCUGAACCUUGUGCUCUUCAAGAUACAACAGGUUGUGCUGAUGACAAUUCUCAAGAAUUUAUGUGCAAGCAGUCUGAGUACUCAAAGAGUUUAUGCCAGUAAAACUUUCCACUAAACAGUGUCCCCGGGGCCUAUAAAACCAGGGCAUUCAGUAGAACUCUAAUCCAACAGCUAAUAUUUCUAUGGAGUUUGAAUGAACUAAAAACAGAGAAGCACUUGUGUUGUUUUGAUGAAAGAUGCUGGAGGAUUAAGGGGAAAAGGGAGCCAAGGAGCAUUUGGUUCAAGAUGAUCUAAAAAUUGGAGAAGUGAAAUAAAAAAGCCCUAGGACAUAAUCCUGCAUAAACAUCCCAUAUCUAGUUUCUUCCUUCACACUGUGGCUUCUCCUGAGGAACUCAGGGCUGCAUCUGGGUUUUAGGACCACUGUGAACCUAAACAAAAAGUCUGAAUGAAAGUAACAUGCAGAUCCUGAUAAAGAAACUUCCCACUCAAAAGCCCAGGAGGGUGCACAGAAUGUCUUUUCAACCAGACAUCAGGUGGCCUCCAAAGAGCCCUUGGUGACCCUUCCUAACCCACU